AUGACUCUCACUGAAGAUAUUAAAGAGCUGCCAUUGAAAAAACCUCAAGAAACGUUCGUUGAUGAACCUGAAAGAUUAGAAGAUGUUAACUUGAAUGAAUUAAUUUUUGACAUUAAAAGUGAUCUUAAGGAUGUCAACAACAUUCACAUAUUUCAAGCGCUAGCUAUUUUGUAUAAAACUUUAGAUGACAUUUUAAGGUUACAAAAGGAUCCUCGUCUCUUUGAGAAGUUUAGAAGUCAGCAACUUCAAAAAUAUGACAUCGAUACUAAUGAUGUCUCAUCUGUACAUAUAGAAGAAUCAGAAAGAGAUUUCGGAGUGUAUGAGAGCGGUACUAAUACUGUUAACGAUGAUAAUGAUGGCAGCGAUGUAAGCAAUUUUUCCACUUUUAAGAGUUCCGAUUUGCUGUCGUCUGUGGAAAGCAAGAUAGAUUCAGAAUCUGGGGAUUACGACAUGAUUGGAGAAACAAAAUAUCCAUGUUCUACUGAUCUGGCUGGAAUCCAGCCUCUAACGGAAGCACCAUAUAUUCCAAUAGAUUACCUCGUGGCCAAUUUUUCGCCAAAAGUUUGUGAAACUAUUGCGUCACACUCCAAGGAGACAAUACAUCAAGAAAUACUAUUCAGUCAACGAAUUAAAGCUAAUCAAAAUAGUCAUCUUUUGAAAAUUUUCAAUCUUUUAAAAGCCCCUGAUUUAUCAAUAAGAGACUUUUUGAUCCGAAUUGAAACAUUUUCAACGAUGUCUGUACUGGUAUGCAUACAUUCAGCGUAUCUUCUAUUCAAGUUGUGCUUAUUGCUCGAUGUAGUUAAACUAUCGCCUCUUAAUAUCCACAGGCUAGUGCUAGGACUGAUAAGGUGCCUGACGAAGACUCUAGAAGAUCUUUAUCAGAAACAAGGAUCGUUUGCGGCAGUUGGUGGUAUAUCGAAAAAGGACUUGUUUAGAAUUGAAGUCAGCUUCUUAUACUUAACUAAUUUUCGGUUGACGGCUGAUGAGGAAAUUCUUGAUCAAUUUUUAAAACAACACUUUGUAGAAUUACGAGAAUUUUGUGAAGAAUCUUUUGAAAAAAGUUAA
Priceomyces carsonii is the source of this 1065-nucleotide messenger RNA. RefSeq lists its product as uncharacterized. Gene Ontology annotation, cellular component: cyclin-dependent protein kinase holoenzyme complex; nucleus. The transcript has a single exon. Bases 1 to 1065 code for a protein of 354 amino acids. Gene Ontology annotation, biological process: regulation of cyclin-dependent protein serine/threonine kinase activity. Lineage: Eukaryota; Fungi; Ascomycota; Pichiomycetes; Serinales; Debaryomycetaceae. The record is from RefSeq and is a predicted model, not a curated record. Gene Ontology annotation, molecular function: cyclin-dependent protein serine/threonine kinase regulator activity; protein kinase binding.